Girardinichthys multiradiatus is the source of this 4558-nucleotide messenger RNA. It is a transcript of the gene abtb2b, whose product is annotated as ankyrin repeat and BTB (POZ) domain containing 2b. Gene Ontology annotation, molecular function: protein heterodimerization activity. The transcript has 18 exons. NCBI's taxonomy places the organism in Eukaryota, Metazoa, Chordata, Actinopteri, Cyprinodontiformes, Goodeidae. The record is from RefSeq and is a predicted model, not a curated record. The coding region runs from base 643 to 3783 and encodes 1046 amino acids.
GAUCAAUUAUGGACAAUAUAAAAGGGAGAUCAUUGCGCUGUGGUGGCUGUUGCGAUUAACUGAACGUGGUCGCCCGCCUCAUUUCACCUUUCGGCGGCUCCAAUGUGACUGCAAAAUGAUGGAGGUCACUAAUGAUGGGAAAUAACAAAUGUAGUUAUAUUGAGAAGUUUAGAGUUGUUUGAUUGGCUGACAGAACAUUCAGCCAUGUCCUGAUUGGUGGUCAAGAUGUCAUUCAGCUGUAGCCGCGCCCCCCUGACACAUCUGUAGUUAGUUGUUGAGCCUCCUGCUGAUGAUUGUACAUGACGCGUCGCUGUGGAAGGAGAGAGGAGCACUUAUCUUGCUUUUUAAAUGGUUUUUUUUCCAAUCAUUUUUCAGACUGCCGAGCAGCUAUACAGGAUUUAAGCAGAACCUGGCAAAAUUAACAGUAGCAACACGGUCUGUCAGGUUUUAAAAGACUGCUUGUUUGGGGAAAGUUUGAAACCCAGGCAAAGUUCGGCGGAAAGCAGUCAGCAUGUCGGGGAUGUGUUGCGCUGUGUAAACCAGUUUGACCAGCUUUGCAGGACGUUUCGUCGGCCGCUGUGAUUGAAUUCCAGGUAAACCGAGGUUUCUCAGCUCCUCCGAAGUGACAGUCGUUAGCCAACAAUGGCAGGUCUGAGCAAUGUCCACAUGAAAACCCUAGAGGACCUGACGCUAGACUCGGGCUACGGGGCGGAGGACUCCUGCAAGUCCCUCAGCCUGUCCUCCUCCAAGUCAAAUUCCCUGGCCUUCAUGACGAACCCUCACAGGGGGAACUGGUGGUAUUACUCUGGCUCUAUGAACAGUAGGAACAACAGCUGGGACACCGUCAACACUGUCCUCCCCGAAGACCCGGAGGACAUCUUCUCCAAGUGCCACCGCUUACCUGAGCUGGAGGAGUUCCCUUGGACCGAGGAGGAGGUGGCUAGGAUACUGCACAAAGUGGCCGAAAGUGGUGGGAGUACUAAGUGGGGCUCUGCAUCUGUGUUCUCCCAGGAAGCGGUGAAGCGUCUGUCCGGUCUCCUCCGCAGGGCUCUCAUCCGCAUCUCCAGAGAGGCCCAGCGGCUCAGCGUCAUGCACUGCCGAUGCACGCGUUUUGAGGUUCAAAGCGCCAUGAGGCUGGUGCUCAGCUGGGCCCUGGCGGACCACUGCGUCUCUGCCACCGUCAAGGCCAUCUCGAUGUACUGCAUGAGCGCAGGUGAGCUGCUGAGGAAGGGCAAGUCUGCCCGCUGCGGCCUCUCUCUCUCCGUGGGGCGAUUCUUCCGCUGGAUGGUGGACACUCGCAUCUCCGUGCGCAUCCACGAGUACGCGGCAAUCAGCCUGACUGCUUGCAUGGAGGCUCUGGUGGAGGAGAUAGGGGUCCGGGUGCUAAUGGCCGAAAGGGGUCAUUCGGGGCCGGAUUCGGGGUCAGGAUGCGCGCCAAUGAGUGCCGAGACCCUGGAGGCGGUUGUGAACAAUGAUGCCGAGCUGUGGGGAGUCCUGCAACAUUAUGAGCACCUGAUCUGCGGAAAGAACGCCAAUGGUGUUUUAUCGCUCCCAGCCCAUUUCAGUCCCUACACAGAGAACCAACAGACAACGAUGGACAGCAGGGAGGACGCUUACGCCCAGCUGGAGCUGAGGACACUGGAACAGUCCCUGCUGGCCACCUGUGUGGGCAGCAUCUCAGAGCUCAGUGACUUGGUAUCCCGUGCCAUGCACCACAUGCAGCGUCUCAGCUCAAUGCGUCCAGGACAGAGCCCUGCCCGUCACGCUCGUGGCCAGCAGCCAGUGUCCUGGUCGCCUGACGCCCUCCACACCCUUUACUACUUCCUGCGCUGCCCGCAAAUGGAGUCCAUGGAGAAUCCCAACCUAGAUCCCCCACGCAUGGCUCUUAGCAAAGAGAGGCCAUUUAUGCUGUUGCCCCCUUUGAUGGAGUGGAUGAGAGUGGCCAUAGUUCAUGCCGAGCAUCGCAGGAGUCUGUUGGUGGACAGUGACGACGUCAGACAAACCGCCAGGCUUCUCCUUCCAGGACUCGACUGUGAGCCAAGACAACUGAAGCCGGAGUGCUGCUUUAGCUCCUUCAAGCGUCUGGACUCCAAAGCUGCCAUAGAUAAGUUUAACCUGGACUUGGGUUUUCGGAUGCUCAACUGUGGACGCACAGAUCUCAUUGGUCAGGCAAUUGAUCUGCUCAGGCCAGAUGGUGUCAACAGCAUGGACGACCAGGGUAUGACCCCUCUAAUGUAUGGCUGUGCAGCUGGUGAUGAGGCUCUUGUCCAGAUGCUGAUUGAUGCUGGAGCCAACCUUGAUGUGGCGGUUCCACUGUGUUCCCAAAAGCAUCCGUCUGUGCAUCCUGACAGUCGGCACUGGACAGCUCUCACCUUCGCAGUGUUGCAUGGACACAUCCCUGUAGUGCAGCUUCUGUUGGAUGCAGGAGCCAGUGUGGAGGGCACAGCAGUACGAAACGGACAGGAUGCCACAGCAGACUCUCCGUUACAGCUGGCGUCUGCAGCAGGUAACUAUGAGAUGGUGACUUUGCUCCUGGCACGUGGAGCUGACCCCUUAUCAAGGACCCAAGAUUCAUCCCUUUAUGAAGACAUGAACUGCUUCAGUCAUGCUGCUGCACAUGGACACAGGAAUGUGCUGAGAAAGCUACUGACUCAGCCCCAGCAAGCAAAAGAGGAUGUCCUGUCUUUGGAGGAGAUCCUAGCUGAGGGAGUGGAGGAUGAAGCUCCAGGGAUGUGCCCUUAUGUUCCAACUCCUUCCAAUGGCACUCCGGCACCACAGGAUGUGGGUACACCCAAGCUCUGCAAGGCCAGAAUGAAGGCUCUACAAGAAGCCAGCUACUACAGUGCUGAGCACAGCUAUCUUGAUGUCACCAUGGAGCUUCAUGCAAUGGGUGUACCAUGGAAACUACAUGUGUGGCUGGAAUCUCUUCGCUGUGCCCAUCAGCAGUCCAAGACAGGGGCCACCCUCUCUCUUCUCAGAGAGUUUACCACAGUCCGAGAAGAGGACUACUGCAAUGAACUCGUCACCACAGGCCUGCCCCUCAUGUUCACUAUCCUGCGAACCACCAAGAACGAUGCCAUUAUACAGCAGCUGGCAUCUAUUUUUAGUCAUUGUUUUGGCUCAGCACCACUUCCAGCCAUUGCUGAGAUGAAGGCAUCUCUUUCAGCUCAGUUGGAUCCACUCUUUUUGAACAACCCAGACAUGUCAGAUGUGACGUUUGUAGUGGAGGGAAAACCAUUUUAUGGACACAAAGUUCUUCUGAUAACUGCUUCUGACAAAUUCAAAUCUCUGCUGGCGUCCUCUGGAUCAAAUGGAAGCCCCAGCAAAGAAAUUGAGAUCAAUGAUGUCAAGUACCACAUUUUCCAGAUGAUGAUGUCUUACCUGUACUGUGGAGGAACGGAGUCACUUAAAAGAAAUGUGUCAGAUUUAUUAGAGCUCUUGUCAACUGCUAAUCAGUUCCAGCUGGGGGCGCUAAAAAGACAUUGUGAGCUCAUCUGCUCUCAGCACAUAAACCUCGAUAAUGCAGUCAGUAUCUACAAGACAGCAAAGGCAAAUGGUUCAGUAGACCUGAGCGCAUUUUGCGAAAGUUUCUUCUUGCAGCAGAUGCCGGCGCUUCUUGAAAAAGAGGGCUUCAGGACCCUGUUACUAGGAACCCACAGAGCUCGACAAGGAAACAACUGCACUUCUUCUAUGGCUCACAGCCGUGGUGACUCACCUCUGGAAGAGCUGGAGGCCAUCCUGGCUCAGCGUCUACGCUCCCUUUACAUUUCAUCUCAAGUCUGAAGAUACAUGAGCUGCUGCAGUGAAACAAGACACAAGUAACAUAAGUGUGUAAGAGUUGCAGAAGACUGUUUAAUGUAAAUACAGGUGGAUAGGUUCGGUAUGGGCUACAUUCCAGAGCAAGUUCAGCAAAACUCUUGACAGUGAGGGACAAAUCUGACUCAUUUGGCAGUUGUUGACUCCGAACUUAGUUGAUGCCAAGCACUCUAUAACGGCAUUUACUGUGAUGAAUAGUAGGUUUAUAAAAAGGAUCAUUUGUGGGGGUUUUUUUCCUCCAAGGCUCAGGAAGCCUUAAGAGGGGCAACUUUAAAUAAUGAAACACUGCUGCCAUCUAGUGGAAGACUAUUAAAAGAUUGCCUUAGAAGAUUGGGAUUAGCAACGCCCCCUGGAUUUUGACUGAAGCUAUGUAUAGUGAACAGAGUAAAGAUGCAGAGUGGGAGGAAAGGUCAGUCCCUUCUGCAGUGAUGUAAACGUUUCUAUUAAAAAAAAAACAAGUACUCUUAUAUUUGUUUUUAAACUGAAGUAUGACCCGAGAGACAUGGGAUGGACAUUUUCUAUUUAAUGAGAAAAAAAGAUGUGAAAGUAUUUAAUGGGGUGUCCCCUUUUUUAUUUCAUUUUUAAUGCAAGCUAAUUAAUAUUUUUAAAAUGCUUCAGCUUUUUUUGCAGGCAUACUAAUUGGUAAUAAAGCUUAUAUCUCAAUGUAGCCACAACAGAAGGAAUUGAGAAACAUGUCUAACUGAAUGCUGAUUGCCAGAAAUAAACCUGGUUUAAAGAAAAA